Messenger RNA from Meloidogyne enterolobii, 990 nucleotides. Lineage: Eukaryota; Metazoa; Nematoda; Chromadorea; Rhabditida; Meloidogynidae. The record is from the annotation of a GenBank genome assembly.
AUGAGAAAUGAACGUGAAAAUAAACCAGUAAAGGUUGAGAUGGUAGCUAAUAAAAAAGGUGUAGUAGUACCAAAAACACGUUCUCGACCAUCUUCAUAUAUUCCAAAUAACGAUGAAAACGAUGAUAUAUGGCUUAGUGAUGAUUUAUCAUAUUCAGCUUAUCCUAGAGAACCCCCUAAUUUUGCUUACAAUAUUGUACCUCCACUUCAUGAAUCACCUUCUCUUGCUUCCUUGCCCAGCAAUAGACAAAAUUUAUUAAAUGAAGGUUUGUCUCUAUCACCCACAAUAAUUCGUCAUGGUCUCAAAAGGCGUGAACAAAAUAAUGGAGAAAUUUCAAAAAAGUUAAAAUUAAACAAAGUAACCAAGUCCAAAAUUCCUAUUUUUAAAAGGAAUAAACAAAAGAAAAGAGUGACUGUAACACCUACAGUACAACAAGAAAUAAAUGAACCAGCAGCAGUUUCUGCACCCUUAAGAAAUUCUCCCCCUAUUCCACUCACUGUUUCAAAGAGAGAGAAUGAUUCAGAUGAUUUUAAUGUUGUAAAAAGAAUAAAAAAACAUGAUAAAGCGAGGGAUAAAGAAUUAUUAGAAAAUGACCGAGAAUUAAGACGCAAGGAAGCCCUUCGAAUCGAUAAAAAAAGAAAAUUUAUACAAAGAAAAAAUGAAAUUAUAAAACAAAAAGUCCCUCUUGAUUAUUACGAAAUACAACGAUUAAACCAACUAAGUAAACCUCCCGGUAAGAAUAUCAAAAGAAAUGGUAUCUCGCCUCCUAGACCUAUAUCUCGUGGUGUUUUUAAAAGAAAAAUUGAGGAUAAUGAAGGUGAUGAUCAGAUUGCUUUAAAAAGAUAUAGAAAACCAGUUUCUAAAAAGGCUUCAGAACAGGCUGCUAAAUUGUGGAUGCAAAGAAUAAAGAUUAGAAAUUUAAAAAAUAAAUGGGCAAAUAGAAAACCGACACAGUCGGAUAUAAAUAAAUUUAAACCAAAGCUUUGGUAG